AUGGAGGCCUCUGGGCACCCCCAGGCCAGGAGAUGCUGCCCAGAGGCCCUGGGAAAGCUCUUUCCUGGCCUCUGCUUCCUCUGCUUUCUGGUGACCUACGCCCUGGUGGGUGCUGUGCUCUUCUCUGCCAUUGAGGAUGGCCAGGUCCUGGUGGCAGCAGAUGAUGGAGAAUUUGAGAAGUUCUUGGAGGAGCUCUGCAGCAUCUUGAACUGCAGUGAAACAGUGGUGGAAGAUAGGAAACAGGAUCUCCAGGGGCAUCUGCAGAAGGUGAAGCCUCAGUGGUUUAACAGGACCACAAACUGGUCCUUCCUGAGCUCGCUCUUUUUCUGCUGCACAGUGUUCAGCACCGUGGGCUAUGGCUACAUCUACCCCGUCACCAGGCUUGGCAAGUACUUGUGCAUGCUCUAUGCUCUCUUUGGUAUCCCCCUGAUGUUCCUCGUUCUCACGGACACAGGUGACAUCCUGGCAACCAUCUUAUCCACAUCUUACAAUCGGUUCCGAAAAUUCCCUUUCUUUACCCGCCCCCUCUCCAAGUGGUGCCCCAAAUCCCUCUUCAAGAAAAAACGAGAACGCAAGCCCGCAGAUGAAGCUGUCCCUCAGAUCAUCAUCGGUGCUGAAGAGGUUCCAGGCCCCAAACUUGGCACAUGUCCUUCACGCCCAAGCUGCAGCAUGGAGCUGUUUGAGAGAUCUCAUGCGCGAGAGAAACAGAACACACUGCAACUUCCCCCACAAGCCAUGGAGAGGAGUAACUCGUGUCCUGAACUGGUUUUGGGGAGACUCUCAUACUCCAUCAUCAGCAACCUGGAUGAAGUUGGACAGCAGGUGGAGAGGCUGGACAUCCCUCUCCCCAUCAUUGCCCUUAUUGUUUUUGCCUACAUUUCCUGUGCAGCUGCCAUCCUCCCCUUCUGGGAGACACAGUUGGAUUUCGAGAAUGCCUUCUAUUUCUGCUUUGUCACGCUGACCACCAUUGGGUUUGGGGAUACUGUUUUAGAACACCCUAACUUCUUCCUGUUCUUCUCCAUUUAUAUCAUCAUUGGAAUGGAGAUUGUGUUCAUUGCUUUCAAGUUGGUGCAAAACAGGCUGAUUGACAUAUACAAAAAUGUUAUGCUAUUCUUUGUAAAAGGGAAGUUUUACCACCUUGUUAAAAAGUGA
Molecule: messenger RNA, 1152 nt
Organism: Piliocolobus tephrosceles (Ugandan red Colobus)
Lineage: Eukaryota; Metazoa; Chordata; Mammalia; Primates; Cercopithecidae
Gene: KCNK18
Product: potassium two pore domain channel subfamily K member 18
Exons: 3
Coding region: 1-1152 (383 amino acids)
Biological process (GO): stabilization of membrane potential; potassium ion transmembrane transport
Cellular component (GO): plasma membrane
Molecular function (GO): outward rectifier potassium channel activity; potassium ion leak channel activity
Source: RefSeq, a predicted model, not a curated record